ACAGGUUUCAAUCAAUCAAAUAAUGACCAAAGGCUUAAACAAAUUAGAUCAUCUCAAUGAACUAUUGUUAUGUCAAUAUUUAGGUUUUAAACUCACAAGGCAGGAAUUAGCUGUUUUUUGGGUUUGUUGAACAAAAACUGGACUCUGCUAUGGAAACCAAGUAAACAUGUAAACACAAAAUGGGUUCAACAAGGAAAACUGUCUGGGAUCUUGGAAUUGAGCUGGGACAUAAUCGAAGCCAAACAGUAGCUAAACGAAGCCUACUUUUCCUUGGGUCAAAACAAUCAGGCAAAACAAGCAUCAUUCAUCGUUUUCUGGACAAAAAAGAUGAACCAAAACCAACAUUGGCCUUAGACUAUUCAUACACGCGAUCAGAUCAAUCUGAGAAUCAACAAUGUGAUGUUUGGGAAUUAGGAGAAGCAACUUAUCUCCUCAAAUUAUUACCAUUUGUACUGAAAGAAGAACAAUUAAAAUCAAUGGCUAUUAUUUUGGUUCUAGAUUUAAGCAAACCCCAUGAGCUGGUUCCUAUUACGGAAUGCCUUCUAAACACAAUAUCAAUGAGAAUCUCGCCGUUUAUGAAGAAACAUUCAGAGGAUCGUCGUUCAUCAAUUAGCAAAAAUAAAUCUGAACGCCGAAGUAGCAUGAUAAAGAAGCUUCUUCCUGAUAUAACAAUUCCCAUAAUUAUCAUGGCAAACAAAUACGAUCUUUUACAAGAGAUGGAACCAGAAGAUCUUAAAUUAAUCAGUAAAUAUCUUUGCAGCCUUUGUCAAUCACAAGGCUGUUCAUUGAUAUAUACAAGUAUCAAAAGAGAUCAAUUAGUCAGCAGGAUAAGAUUGCUAUUGAAAAAGCAUGGUUUCAAUGAACAAACUGAAUUCCCUGAAGCUCGGUUUGAUUAUACAAAACCCAUUUGGAUGCCGAGUGAAUCCGAUCCUUCCAACUUAUUAGAUGGUGAUUCAUUGGAAAUGUUGAAAAACAUGAUGAUUAAAAGGUGGAAGCCAAUUGAAAUUGAACUGAAAUUACCAGAUGACCCAGCUAAAGAUGAUAAUUUUAAGGAGCGAGAUAUUGACAUAAUAAGAUCACAAAGAUAUCAGGAGCUUGAAAAUUAUCGUCACCAUAUGGAUCAUAAAACUGAUUAGCUUUGACACAAAAAUUAAAUAAAUUGCUAUUUAUUGUGGA
Molecule: messenger RNA, 1176 nt
Organism: Tetranychus urticae (two-spotted spider mite)
Lineage: Eukaryota; Metazoa; Arthropoda; Arachnida; Trombidiformes; Tetranychidae
Product: cytoplasmic dynein 2 light intermediate chain 1
Biological process (GO): intraciliary retrograde transport; intraciliary transport involved in cilium assembly
Cellular component (GO): ciliary basal body; axoneme; cytoplasmic dynein complex
Molecular function (GO): dynein heavy chain binding
Source: RefSeq, a predicted model, not a curated record